CACGAAAACAUCUCUGUCUCAUGAACAUUACUCCAUAUAGCCACGAAGUGACGAAGCCACGGAAGCUCGCUUUCUUUUGUUUCGUCGUUCGACUAUUUUAUGGUCUCACCAAGUUUCAAGUCAAUUUAUUCCUGUUAGCAUGAUCAUGUUGUUACUAGACAACUAGAAUUCAUCGCUAUAAACAGAUUCUUCAAAACACGGGAACGGCAGUACGCGACGCCAACACUGCGAUGUUGGCGAGUUAACAACCGGACAACUUUAAGUGAUCGACGCUGUUAUUAGACAGCCAAAGAGGGUUCUCGAUCAUCCAAUACUUAUUGUUGAUUGACAGUGGAGGGGAUUGAAACGAAAGACAGGUAUCGAAUAUCCAAGUUUCGAAGUUCUACUCAACAGUAAUUUGAGGCUUGCGAAUUUAACGUCCGGCGUUACACCGUCUUGGCACGAGAAGAACCAUAAUACUCGAUCUACUAUAGUAUCAUUCGUUCUCAUCUAUAAUUCGUCCAUUCUCCACUAUCGCUCCCGGACGAUGUGUAAGGAGCUAUACCAGCGUUGGUACGGCUGCUCUUGUUGGGGAUUCAUGCAACCCAAGACAUGCGCUGAAUUGUUCAAGAGAUGCUUAGGACCUAGAGGUGAGGUGGACAAAGUUGUCAUCAAAUGGAAUGAGGGGAUGUGUAAUGAAUGCUGGGAUAGGCUUCUUCAAGAAGCGAGGGAGAUGGCCGACGCCGAAGACGAGGCUGAAGCACUAGCUAUAGCUUCUACUUCUUCGACAAGUCGUUCUGCUGGUAGUUAAGGUGUAGGCGAACGGUGCUGUCUGUCGAGACCAGCGAAAUAGGACGCAGCAAAAAGUAGAGUUAGGAAUCAAAGACAGGUAGCUAGCACUCAGGGACGCGCAGAACUUGAUGCGGGACUUUGGGGAGGAUAUCUACUACCUUAGGGUAGGUACGCAAUAAAUACAUAUAAUAAUAAGAGGUAGUUAUUGUGUUAUAACAAAUUGAACUAAA
Molecule: messenger RNA, 1001 nt
Organism: Daldinia loculata
Lineage: Eukaryota; Fungi; Ascomycota; Sordariomycetes; Xylariales; Hypoxylaceae
Exons: 1
Coding region: 527-790 (87 amino acids)
Source: RefSeq, a predicted model, not a curated record